ACCUCGACCACAACACCCACAAACCCCUCACUCACCAUGGCGCCCGCAGUGACAAUCGACAACACACCCGACUUCGGAAUGGACUUCAACCCACCACCGGCCAAGUCCACCGCCGCUCAACGAACCCUCCUCCUCGCCCCACCAUCCGUCGCCUCUCACCCCUCCGCUCUCACACAAGUCGCCGAAGCCUACGACCGCAAUGCGACAGACAUUCAAAUGCUCGACCGUCUGGCUCUCGGUCUCGUCUCCCUUCCCGCCACCACAUAUGACGUCGUGCUCGUGCUAUCGGACGUCGACCAAGCACAACCCUCACAAUCACUCUCCCGCGAGGUCAUAGAGAGGAUAUCUCAAUCUCUCAAACCCGGUGGUAGACUAAAGGCACAGUCUGGAAGUACGUUUGGAAAAGCAGAGCAGACGGAGGCGAUUUUGGCGGGACUAGUGGCGGACGGCGCGGAGAUCACAAAGCCUGCUGCUGCGGCGGCACAGACGGUCAAGUUGAGUUUUGGACGGAAGAAGGCGAAUGCGGCGGCGGUGCCCGCGAAUGAUGUCGAGGCGGCGAAUACGGCGAAGAGGAAGAGUGAGGACAUCUCUACGAAUGUCGUGCAGGCUACACCGGCGGGUGUGGGAUUCAUCAAUAAUGUGGACGACUUGGAUGACGACUAUGAAGAUGACGAGGAUGAAUUUCCGAGCGACGAGGCAUUGCAGAAUGCUGCGAGGAUCGAUCCGGAGAGUCUGCUGUCGGAGGAAGACAGGCAGAAACCGCUCAUCAUUCCUGAAGCCUGCAAACCCAACACCAAACGCCGCCGCGCCUGCAAAGACUGCACCUGCGGUCUGGCGCAACGCAUCGAAGCCGAAGACAAAGCGACUCGACUCGCCGCCGACGCGAAUCUCGCCAAAUUGCAGCUCAACGAGCCCUCCAAAUCGUCCAAUGCGGCCAUGCUGCAGGCGGACGACUUGACCGAGGUAGAUUUCACGGUGCAAGGAAAAGUGGGAUCGUGCGGGAAUUGUGCGCUGGGAGAUGCGUUUCGGUGUGAUGGGUGUCCGUAUAUUGGACUGCCGGCGUUCAAGCCGGGAGAGCAGGUGACGUUGUUGAAUAAUGAUGUGCAGCUUUAGAUUGGAUGGGUGGUGGGACUGAUUCUGGCAACGAGGCAUGUGGGUGGAGUUUUACAUGGUUAGAUGAGGCAUACGGGAUCCUGUUCGGAGAGGCAUCUUGCAGCUAGUCGGGAAUUGCUGGUAUAUGAAGCAUGUCGAGACCGUGUGCAACCUUCGAAGCACGAGAAGUCCUCUGCACAUCCUUACUGUCCA
Zymoseptoria tritici IPO323 is the source of this 1305-nucleotide messenger RNA. RefSeq lists its product as uncharacterized. NCBI's taxonomy places the organism in Eukaryota, Fungi, Ascomycota, Dothideomycetes, Mycosphaerellales, Mycosphaerellaceae. Gene Ontology annotation, biological process: iron-sulfur cluster assembly. The coding region runs from base 37 to 1113 and encodes 358 amino acids. Gene Ontology annotation, molecular function: iron-sulfur cluster binding. The transcript has 2 exons. Gene Ontology annotation, cellular component: cytoplasm. The record is from RefSeq and is a predicted model, not a curated record.